Molecule: messenger RNA, 2331 nt
Organism: Elephantulus edwardii (Cape elephant shrew)
Lineage: Eukaryota; Metazoa; Chordata; Mammalia; Macroscelidea; Macroscelididae
Gene: FAM91A1
Product: family with sequence similarity 91, member A1
Exons: 23
Coding region: 1-2331 (776 amino acids)
Biological process (GO): intracellular protein transport
Cellular component (GO): cytoplasmic vesicle; trans-Golgi network
Source: RefSeq, a predicted model, not a curated record
AUGAACAUAGACGUGGAAUUCCACAUCCGGCACAACUACCCCUGGAGCAAGUUGCCGGCCAACGUGCGGCAGAGUCUUGGGAAUUCACAAAGAGAAUAUGAGAAACAGGUCGUCCUGUACAGUAUCCGUAACCAGUUACGAUACAGAAAUAACUUAGUUAAGCAUGUCAAGAAAGAUGAACGCAAAUACUAUGAAGAAUUGCUGAAAUACAGUCGCGAUCACCUCAUGCUGUACCCUUACCAUUUAUCCGAUAUCAUGGUCAAGGGCCUGAGGGUCACACCAUUUUCAUACUACACGGGGAUUAUGGAGGAUAUAAUGAACAGUGAGAAAAGUUAUGACUCGUUGCCCAAUUUUACGGCUGCUGACUGUCUAAGACUCCUUGGCAUAGGAAGAAACCAGUACAUUGAUCUUAUGAAUCAAUGCAGAUCCUCAAAAAAGUUUUUCAGAAGGAAAACUGCCCGUGAUCUCCUGCCAGUGAAGCCAGUGGACAUUACCAUCGAGGCAUGGUGGGUGGUACAGGCAGGCUACAUCACAGAGGAUGACAUAAAGAUAUGUACUAUGCCUGAGAAAUGUGCUGUUGACAAGAUCAUCGAUUCCGGUCCUCAGCUCUCUGGAUCACUAGAUUACAAUGUAGUACAUAGUUUAUAUAACAAAGGAUUUGUUUACCUGGAUGUACCAAUUUCUGAUGACAGUUGCAUAGCAGUUCCUCCUCUUGAAGGUUUUGUGAUGAAUCGUGUGCAGGGGGAUUACUUUGAAACACUACUCUAUAAGAUCUUUGUUUCCAUAGAUGAGCAUACUAAUGUUGCAGAGCUUGCAAAUGUCCUUGAGAUAGACUUAUCCCUAGUGAAGAAUGCUGUUUCAAUGUAUUGCCGACUGGGCUUUGCCCAUAAGAAGGGACAAGUAAUAACUUUGGAUCAACUUCAUUCAUCGUGGCGGAAUGUUCCAUCUGUAAACAGAUUGAAGAGUACUUUCGAUCCACAAAAGAUGCUCCUGUCGUGGGAUGGUGGGGGAAGUAGGAGUCCUGUCCAAGAAGUUUCAUCGGCUACUGACACCGACACAAACAGUCAGGAAGAUCCUGCUGAUACAGCCAGCAUAUGCAGUUUGAAUCUGCCUACAGGAUAUACUAAGCGUAUCGCAUUCCUGUUUGAUUCAACUCUUACUGCCUUUUUAAUGAUGGGAAAUCUUUCACCAAACUUGAAAAGUCAUGCAGUCACGAUGUUUGAAGUUGGCAAGCUCUCAGAUGAGUCUCUGGACAGCUUUCUUAUAGAACUGGAAAAGGUAAAUCUCAGAGUUCUGAACAAAAAUUACACUCUGCUUGUUUCCAUGGCGCCUCUGACCAAUGAAAUCCGACCGGUCAGCAGCUGCACCCCUCAGCAUAUUGGACCAGCCAUCCCGGAAGUCAGCUCUGUCUGGUUUAAACUGUACAUUUACCAUAUCACUGGGCAAGGACCACCAUCUCUCUUACUGUCCAAAGGUACAAGGCUUCGAAAACUGCCAGAUAUAUUCCAGGGUUAUGAUCGAUUACUGAUUACAUCUUGGGGCCAUGAUCCUGGGGUGGUUCCUACUUCAAAUGUGCUCACAAUGCUGAAUGAUGCUUUAACACAUUCUGCAGUUUUAAUACAGGGCCAUGGUUUACAUGGGGUAGGAGAGACCAUCCAUAUACCUUUCCCAUUUGAUGAAUCAGAACUACAAGGAGAGUUUACCCGGGUCAAUAUGGGGGUUCACAAAGCAUUGCAGACUUUGAGGAGCAAAGUGGACCUGCAGCACUUUUGUGGCUACGUCACGAUGCUGAACGCCUCUAGUCAUCUUGCACACCGAAAGCUCAGCGAUGCUUCCGAUGAGAGAGGAGAGCAUGAUUUGGCUUCUGGCUCAGAUGUAAAUGGAAGUACAGAAUCCUUUGAAAUGGUCAUUGAGGAAGCAACUAUAGAUUCAACCACAAAGCAAAACUUUGGGGCCACAGCAGAAGCCGACUGGGUUCCUCUCGAAUUGUGCUUCGGAAUUCCACUGUUUAGUUCUGAGUUAAAUCGGAAGGUUUGCAGGAAAAUUGCUACACAUGGCCUUUGCAGAAAAGAGAGCCUUCAAAAUCUCUUACAUUCCAGUAGAAAACUAUCUCUACAAGUCCUCAACUUUGUUCACUCAUUCCAGGAAGGUGCUUCAACACUGGAUGUCCACACAGAGGCCAGUUUCCCCAGUGUGUUCUCACAGUCAUCGAAUGCUGAUACAGGAGUCCCGCUUCCUGCCAAGAACUUGAUGUUUAAGGAUGGAGUCCUGUCAGAGUGGAGUGGCUGGUCUCCCUCCUCACUUCUUAUUGCUAAUCUCCAUUUGCAAUAA